Molecule: messenger RNA, 2617 nt
Organism: Chelonia mydas (Green sea turtle)
Lineage: Eukaryota; Metazoa; Chordata; Testudines; Cheloniidae
Product: NAD(P)(+)--arginine ADP-ribosyltransferase 2-like
Exons: 3
Coding region: 38-712 (224 amino acids)
Molecular function (GO): NAD+ poly-ADP-ribosyltransferase activity; NAD+-protein-arginine ADP-ribosyltransferase activity
Source: RefSeq, a predicted model, not a curated record
CUCAGUGGACGACCUGUACCAAGGCUGUGAGGACGCCAUGUGGCAGCAUCUCCCAUCCCUGAUGAAAAAGGAGCUGACCAAGAACAAGAAGUUUGACCAGGCUUGGAACAGGGCCAAGAACGAGUGGCUGAGGAAGACGAAUACGUUCAUCUUCCCCAACACAAAGAAAGCUUUCUGCGGCGUCGCUGUGGUGGCCUACACCUUAAACGACCCGCCUCUGUACAAGGACUUCAACGCGGCCACCAGGACGGGCUGGACGGGAUCCCCUGCCUACGCCAGCUACCCCUUCAAGGCCUUUCAUUUCCUGCUGACCCAGGCGCCCAGAGAGAUAUGGGGGAUAAAGCCCAGUUGUGGCACCGUCUACAGAGGAACCGACAUAAAAUUCUCCAUCAGCGGCUUGUUCCGCUUCGGCCAGUUCACCUCCACCUCAAAGAGCUCGAAGGUGGCGGCCGGAUUCAGCGAAAAGACCCUCUUUGUGCUGGUUUCCUGCACGGGGUACGCGCUUCGGGACCUGUCCCACUACGUUAAAGAACAAGAGGUCCUGGUGCUGCCCUCCGAGAUGUUCCAGGUCACCAAUGUCCAGCCGACCGCGCAGGGGCACACUGUCCACGCCAAGUCGGCGGGGGUGUGCUGCAACCACAACUGCGCCUACGUGGGGAGAGGAGACCCCCAUGUGAAGAGAUGCCCUCCUCACCAAGUGCUGCAUUUGUGAGGCACCGGAGCAAGGAGGGGCAGCAGUGACCCCAGGGCUGCCCUUAGCCAGGAGCUCCGUGGAUCAUCGUGUGCGUGGCCUCGUCUGCCUAGGCGGGCAAAACUUCCCCAUCUGCUUUCCUGCUAUAACCAACGGGGAAUCACUCUAGCAAAACACACCUCUGUUUCCUCCCGGUUAAGCUUCUUCCCUCGCAGGUCUGCGCUUUCCCCGACAGCUGUGCCCCAUCCGGAGCCGGUCUCCCCCGGUGCUCGGCCCUGUACCCGGCCAGGAUUUUUCCCAGGGUGCAUUGCGGGAGGACAGGAAAGUAGAGUGAGACCUAAGGGGCUCAAUCUGCGGCCAGGGAGAUGGAGGUUAGAUCAUGGGAAAAAACUUUCCAAUGCGCAGGGUAACUGAGCUCUUAGCGUCCCAGGGCGGGGGGGGCUCCCCGUCACUGGAGGUUUAUAAGAACAGGUUGGACAAACCCCCUGUCAGGGCUGGGCUCGGGUUCCCUGGUCUGGUCUCUGCGCAGGGGGCCGGGGGGACCUCUCCGGGUCCCUUCCAGCCCGACAUUUCCAUGAUUCUAAACCCACUGGACCCAAGGCAGAUUAAGAUUUAUUGGGGUCCUGGGCACAAAGAAUAUUGCCCCCCCAUAAUGCCCUAAGAGCGAUCUGUGACCACUGUGAGGAGCCCCAGACCCUCCACCUCCCCCAUGGGGCAGGGGCUGCUGUCAGGCACCACAGCCCUCCUCGCAGGGCAGGCGGAGAGUCCGGGGUGCCCUGAGCAGGUCUUACCACGGUCCGGCUCUGGUUUCUGUCCUGGCCAGGGGGCGGGACCUCUGGGGAAAGAGGGGGAGCGGGGGGGGCCACAGUUUCGGUGUCGGUGGGCCCCCACACACACACACUUCUACACAGGUCCCAGGGCCCCCAAAUUGGCCAGGACCCCUGCACUGGACUUCUGGGAAUUGGGAUCAAACUAAGCCAGGCUUCCUCUACGGGCAUCCCGUAAUUUACCUGCUCCCCUCCCACCACCUUCUGGAACCUCGUCCCCCUCCGAUUGCUACCGGCCAGCAGCCAGCCAGCUGGGCGUCGGUAGAUCCACCAUCGGGGUACGCCUAUGGAGAGCCUCGGAAAGUUGGGCGGUGCAUAGCGUUGCCAAACCUCCAGGAUUGUCCGGGAGACUCCGGGGAAUUAAAGGUUCCUCUUGAAUUGAAGAUUAUCUCGUGUGAUGAAACCUCCAGGAGUACGUCCAAAGCAAACUGGCAACCCUAGCCAUGCAGAGGAGGUUGCUUGUGGGUUUGCCCCAUUGAGGUUCUCCAGUUGUAUGAGGGCCAUUGAUGGGACCCGAACCCUAACCCUAACCCUAAGAUCAUCAACAGAAAGGCCUUAGCCCUGCAAGCUCUGGGUUCGUAGGUUCCCAGAUUUCCAGGCCAGCAGGAACCGUUGUGGUCAUCUGGUCUGACGCCAGCCAGAGAACUUCCCCCAAGCAAGUCCUAGGGCAGAUCUUUUAGAAAACCAUCCAAUCUGGGUUAAAACGGUCAGCCAUGGAGGCUCCACCACGACCCUUGGUUAAGGGCUCCGAUGUUCCACUGCCCUCACGGUCAAAAAUGUACACGGUCUUUCCAGUGUGAAUUUGUCCAGCUUCAAUUUCCGGCUCGCAUUAGACCUUUCUCGGCUAGAUUGGGGAUCAAACAUUUGCUCCCCACAUAGGUCCUUAUAGACUGGGAUCCAGUCCCCCCCGGAGCCGCUCUUUGCUAAGCUAAAUAGAUUGAGCUCCUUGAGGCAAGUUGUCUAAGCCAUCACUCGCACUCCUGGCUCUUCUCUGGCCCCUCUUCUACCGAUCCAGUUGAUGCUCAUUCUCUUUCCGUAUCUGCCCCUACAAUAAACACGCCCUCAUUGCAAUGUGUUUGGCUUUCUUUAGCCCCUGCCG